CGAGGACUCACUUCAAUGAUCGUCCGAGGAUUGAAGGCUCAGUACUGCUAGAGACGGCGCGCGCGCAGAACGUCAUGCUUUCCGCGGCGAUUUUCCUAAUCGCGUGCUCGGCGGCCGCCGCCUUCGACCCGAAAACUUUUAACAUAACACUUUUAAAUCACGAAGUGCUACAAAGACUAACACCUAUACUAAAUUCAAAUAGAACUCUUACUGACAAAGAUUAUGCGUUACUUAAUAGGACUAUUCAAAAUUUGGGUGUCGAUAAAGACUUAGUGGCAAAGUGGACUGAUUUAGUAAGACGUAAUGGUACGGUUCCAAAGGAUGCUGUUACGAAAGUUGUUGAUGAUGUUAAAUCUUCUACUUAUGAUGCUUAUGGGGAUGAGAUAGGGAAUAGAGAUGGGUCAGUUAGGCAUGUGGAGGAGUCACCUGAUUACGCGUCUUCGGUGGUGUUGGCCAGCGAUCUGCUUUCUUUGACCAGUGCUGUUGCAAGUGUGAAAGAAACUGCUUGCAGAGAACAUGGUUACAAAUUCCUGGAUGGACUGAUCAUGAACAAGAGAUGGGCGUUGAAAAUGUUCGAUGCAUCAGCGAAAUCCCCUCAAGGUCUACUCUUCGGGUCUUCCUAUCACUUGGGCAACUUCGACGAGUGCGUGGCGAUUGAAGACCCAGGGUAUAAUGGAGUCACUAUUGAGGGGCAGUACUGCCUUGCAACUAUCAAGUGGAGGCAGAAACAUGAGACUAAUAAGACUCGAACAGGCCGAGGUGAAACUCUUCGUUGGGCCGUCUGCGUACCAAGCGCUUGUCACGCAAAGUCAGUGGCGAGUUUUGUGAGCAGCGUGCUAGCUCACACCGUCAGUAACACCACAGGCGUCGAGGUUACUGAGCGGGACUGUUACACUAGGAGGCCUCUUGCUAUUACUGCGUUGGAUGUCGGUUAUCUGUCACUGAUCCUGCUCUUCAUCACAAUCCUGUUCUUCGCCACACUCUACGAGACCUACAUGAUCUACUACGGGUCCAAGAAAGAGUCUAUCAUUUCCACCUUGAUCAUCUCCUUCUCCAUGAUCAACAAUAUGAAGAAGAUCAUCUCGACGAAGCAGCACAACUCCUUAGGCCUCGAGUGCAUCUCUGGCAUUAAGGCUUUGGCCAUGAUUUUCAUCAUAGCUGGUCAUGCUUGCAUGUUUAUCGCUAGUGGACCUGUUAUGGAUGCCGAUGCUUGGGAUCGGUUGGUGCGACAACCAGUAAAUGCCUUCAUGCUGAACAACACUUUGUUAGUGGACACGUUUCUGAUGCUCAGCGCUUUUCUGUUCUCAAGACUGAUGCUUGUUGAGUUGGAGAAAAGACGAGGCAAGCUCAAUGUGAUUCCGAUCUUAAUCUUUCGGUAUAUCAGAGUUACUCCAGCAUACUUGGUCGUGAUUUUGUUCUACAUGACUUGGUUACCUAAAAUGGGAGAAGGUCCUCUAUGGCAAGACAGGCUGCUUUUGGAACAAGAAAGAUGCAUGUCUUCCUGGUGGGCCAAUAUUCUGUAUAUCAAUAACUACGUCAAUGCUAAUAAAAUGUGUAUGUUCCAAUCCUGGUACCUCUCCGUGGACACCCAGUUGUUCUUCAUAGCACCCAUUUUCAUCUACAGUCUCUGGAGGUGGAGGAUAUUUGGCCCUGUUCUUCUAUCAGUAGCUGUCCUCAUCUCUUUGGUUGUUCCUGCAGUUAUCACCUAUCAGGAUAAACUGGAUCCCACUCUUUUGUUUUAUGCCAAAGAAUUCACCGACAUUAUUUCCAACUUUUACUUCAACGAAGCUUAUGUCAAGACACAUAUGAAGAUGAUAAUUUAUUUCAUGGGAAUUUUAACUGGAUAUGUCCUGCAUCGGAUUCAGACUGAAAACUACCAGUUCUCUUAUGUCCUAAAAACCUUAGCGUGGAUCAUCAGUCUCGUUCUUGGGACCGUCACCACCUUCUCCGUGACCAUUUUCUACCAGGAGUGGUACCAGUACAGCGCCCUUGAAGCCGCAGCGUACAUUUCUUUGCACAAACUUGCCUGGGGUAUCUGUAAUGGAUGGCUUAUCAUUGCCUGUGCUACUGGGAAUGGAGGUUUUAUUGGAAAAUUACUCACGUGGAAGUUCUUGGCUCCGUUCUCAAGAUUAACCUUCUGUGCUUACUUGGUGAAUGGCAUCGUUGAGUUGUACUACGUUGGAGAAUUGAGGCAUCCUCUACAUAUCACUUUCUUUACAGUUAUGGCGAAUGCGAUAUCUCACAUAGUGCUGACAUUCUUCCUUGCCCUAUUUCUAUGUUUGACCUUCGAGUCACCUCUUCAUGGUAUCGAGAAAAUCCUCCUUAGGAUGUUUGCUCGACCAGUCCUAAGUGACAAUGCAAGAAAGGACAUCUCAGCAGAAUCUUCGAGAAACACUAGUCAGUCUAAACUAGAUUCGUAGCUCAGUGUUAAAUUCUUAGUUCGAUAUUUUAAUUGAGAAUUACUAUGUGAUAUUUACAUAGGUAAUUCUUUUUUAAUUAGGUAGAUUGAGAUUUGUAUGAUACCCCGAAAUUGUAUUAACUGCUGUUAUGUCGCUAGUUGUAUAAUCAUCGGCACGAAUCUUGAGCGCUGACCUUCACCUGCGCUGAGGUAAUUUAUUUGUGGUAUGAAGUUGUGGUAUGAAUGAAGUGAGGCGCGGGGGCGGGCUAAAGCGGUGAUUGGCCCGCAGCGCAUCGCGUCAUAGCCGUCACUCGGGAUUGGUUCUUUGCUAAUAAAUCACUUCUGCGCUGGUGAAGGUCAGCGCUCAGGAUUCGUGCCGAUGAUUCUAAAACAAUAGAAAAUCAAUUUGUGUCUCACGUAUACAACGGGUUCAUGAAAAUAUCGAAAACGAUAAAAAACGAAAGAAAAAUGAAAGUACUAUUUGUAUUUAAAAGUUUUCGUAAUUAAAGACCCUCAAAGUAAAAGUUAUGUGUGCUUACGACAGAGUGAAUUUUGAUUGAAAAAAUCUUUUUUGUUUGGGAGAAGGUUUUAAAAUUGGAGUUUCAUAAUUGGGGUAUUGUACCAAGUACUGUGAACAAUAAUAGGCUCAAUUAUUUUAAGGUCAUAGGUAAAUCUGUAAAUAUUUUUAGGCAUAAGUAGGUGUAUUAUUAGAUUUAUACUUUUUUACGUUCAUAUUUAGGAAAAGAUAAUAUACAUAUUACCAUUUACAAUAUUCCCGCUCUGCGAUAAAUAUAAAAAAUAUGCCCUCAGUAUCACUAACCAGUAAAAAUAUUGCAAUAAAAAGUUAAUAAAAAUGUUUUACUUUUUCCCGAAAGUAUCAGGAAAUGGAGUGAAUUUUUUAUCACCAAAAAUUGUGAGAUCAUGACUGUGAAUUUUUGUAGCAAUCCAGAAUUUACUGUUCCCUUAUUUUGAGCUUUAAUUCCGAUGGUGUAUAGUUCAAAGUUCAUUGCAGGUUUAUUUAAAUAUAAGGCUUACAAGAAAUAUUUUGACAUUACCAAGUUAUGAAAUAAUUUGGUGGAAUUUAAGAGUUGUAUCGAAGAUGUGAUCUUUGAAAUGUAAUAAAAUGUAUUUUAAGUAGGUACUAUUAAAUGAACUGCUUUGUUUAUGGCUGAUUUUGUACAUAAUAUUUACGUCACAAAGAUGCAAUUUUUUACGACUCGACUUUAAAUUAAGUUUAAUGAAAUAAUUUCAUAUCUAUAUUCAAGACUACCUUUUUCUUAAAGAAAAUAUGUAAAAGACUUAAGGCUUAUAAAGAUUUUGAUAGUAUUUUGUGAAGGGACUAUUUCAAUGUCUAUUGCUCAAUCCUGUAUAUACUUUACUAUAAAAUGUCAUUUACCUCAAUGUAUACAAGAUUGUUUUAUAUAUUUUCAUAUUAAAAUACAUUAUUCCAAUUA
Molecule: messenger RNA, 3852 nt
Organism: Helicoverpa zea (corn earworm)
Lineage: Eukaryota; Metazoa; Arthropoda; Insecta; Lepidoptera; Noctuidae
Product: nose resistant to fluoxetine protein 6-like
Exons: 12
Coding region: 75-2420 (781 amino acids)
Molecular function (GO): acyltransferase activity, transferring groups other than amino-acyl groups
Source: RefSeq, a predicted model, not a curated record